UGUCGAUGUGCAAUCCGCACUCGCGGCAAUGUAAACGGACGAAAAAUCUCAACCCAGUUCUACGGCUUAUCGUAUCGCGUGCCGUGUCUCCCUGAUUCCCGCGAUGCCAUUUGGACAACUCGUCAUUGGCUCGCCGGGCUCAGGCAAGACGACCUAUUGCAAUGGUAUGCAGCAAUUCCUCACCGCUCUCAAACGUCCUGUCAGCGUCGUCAACCUGGACCCGGCCAAUGAUGAACUGCCGUACGACUGCGCAAUUGACAUACGCAAGCUCAUCACCGUCGUUGAUGUGAUGAAGGAGCUGGACCUAGGCCCAAAUGGCGCCAUGCUCUACUGCAUGGAAUAUCUCGAAGAAAACUUUGAAUGGCUCGACUCGCAGCUUGACCAGCUAGGGCCAGACGCUUACGCCGUCUUUGAUCUGCCUGGACAAGUCGAACUUUCCACAAAUCACCCCAGCUUACGCAACAUUCUAGAUCGCCUGCAAAAGAAGGACUGGCGUCUGGUUGCGGUACAUCUGACAGACGCAUCGCAUAUCACAGAUGCGGCGCGCUACGUCUCGCUUCUCCUCCUUUCCCUCCGAGCCAUGCUGAUGCUCGAGCUGCCGCACAUCAACGUCCUCAGCAAGAUCGACCUUCUUGCAGACCAUUUUGACGAUGUAGAAUUUAAUCUCGACUUCUAUACCGAAGUGCAAGACCUGAGCUAUCUGGAACAUGCGCUCGAACGCUCCACGGGCUCCGUGGGUCCGCGGGCAGAGCGGUUCCGCGCUCUCAACCGCACCCUGUGCGAGAUCAUCGAGGACUUUUGCCUGGUUAACUUCGAAACACUCGCGGUCGAGGACAAGGACUCGAUGUUCCGCCUGCUGCGCCUGAUCGACAAGGCAGCAGGCUACAUCUACGCUCAUGGCCACGACCCGGGUGCUGAGACAGUGCCGGACCACAUGGGCAUCUAUGAGCCGGGCAGCAGCGCCGCCACGUCCAACCUGGCUAGUGGCUCCGUCAUGGCCAAACCGCCAGCACGGACUGCCGCGUCGGCCAACUCUCUCUUCACAGUUGCAGAUCGGGGCACAACGAUGGGCUGGGGAGGCGCGUUGGACGUGCAGGAGCGCUGGGUCGACCAUAAAAACGAAUGGGAUGAGUGGGAAGACGAAAAGGCGAGAGAAGAGGGCAAGUUGAUCGCAGAGCGAAAAAUUAUGCAAAGCGCAGAAAAGGUGCUUGCCAGACAGCGUGCCGGAGAUGGUACCCUGCAAUCGCCAAAAGGGAGUGAAGGUCGCCGCCAGAUACAGGCGCAGGGCGAGAUGCCAAUGUUCCAUGAUACCUCCUGCAAUACAUAGCCAUGCCAAGUAG
Molecule: messenger RNA, 1340 nt
Organism: Tilletiaria anomala UBC 951
Lineage: Eukaryota; Fungi; Basidiomycota; Exobasidiomycetes; Georgefischeriales; Tilletiariaceae
Exons: 2
Coding region: 104-1327 (407 amino acids)
Cellular component (GO): cytoplasm
Molecular function (GO): GTPase activity
Source: RefSeq, a predicted model, not a curated record